Mixia osmundae IAM 14324 is the source of this 1602-nucleotide messenger RNA. RefSeq lists its product as uncharacterized. The record is from RefSeq and is a predicted model, not a curated record. The coding region runs from base 1 to 1602 and encodes 533 amino acids. The transcript has 4 exons. NCBI's taxonomy places the organism in Eukaryota, Fungi, Basidiomycota, Mixiomycetes, Mixiales, Mixiaceae. Gene Ontology annotation, molecular function: CoA-ligase activity.
AUGACGGUCAUCCACUCACCAUACCCAGACAUCAUCAUACCGGAGCUCUCCCUGCCUCAGUUCCUGACUGCCGGCACUGAUCUCUUCCCAGAGGACAAGAAAUUGUUCUUCAACGACGAUAUCUCUGCUAGCUUGUCAGACAUCAAGGAUGGCUCGCACCGUCUUGCGCUUGGCCUGAGAGCCCAAGGAUACAAGAAAGGAGAUGUCAUCGCUUUCUUUGCACCCAACCAGGUUGAUAUGCCUACAGUCUCGCUUGGACUGCUUGCCUGCCCGGUCACCAUCACGCCGGCUAAUCCUACAUACCCCGUCGAGGAUCUUGCGCAUCAGCUCGAAGUGUCGGGCGCAAAGGCUAUGUUCACGGUCAACGCUCUGCUCGGGCCAGCCCGAGAAGCCGCGACUAAAGCCGGCAUGGACACUAGCAAGAUCUUUGUCUUUGAUCGCAAAGGGGAAGACGGAGCGCAAAGCUGGGCAGAGCUGCAAGCUCCGGAGUCCGAACUUGCCAGCUUUGACUAUGGCAAAGUAGACCCAAAGAAUGACGUGGCAUUUAUUUGCUUCAGCUCGGGCACAAGCGGCAAGCCGAAAGGUGUCAUGCUCAGUCACUACAAUAUCGUUUCCAAUGUCAUGCAGACAGAAGUCCUCACCGCAGAAUCAUUCACACAGGCAGAUAGUCACAUCGGUCUCUUGCCCCAAUAUCACUGCUAUGCUAUUCUCAUCACCUACCUCAGCUUGCACAAGGGCGUCGCGCAGUAUGUCAUGGCCAAAUUUGACCUAACAAAGUUCCUUUCCAUCCUCGAAGAGCACAAGAUGACCUUUACGUUCAUCGCACCACCUGUGGUACUUGCAAUUGCAAAGUCACCAGAAACAAAGAAGAGGGAUCUGUCUUGCCUUCGUCGACUGAGCUCGGGCGCUGCACCUUUGUCGGAAGGCCUCAGGCGGACGCUGCUCUCCGUCCUACCUCAUGUCGUUCUCACAGAUGGAUAUGGCCAGACAGAAAUGUCGCCUCUCAUAGCGGUACAACAGAUCGCAGAUACGGCUCACUCGCUCAAGAGCUGUGGUCCCCUCGCGCCCAAUCAUCUCGCGAAGAUCGUUGAUGAUCACGGCAAGGCACUCGGUCGAAAUGAAGAUGGCGAGCUGCUCAUCAAGGGGCCCAACAUGAUGCUGGGGUACCUGGGAGGCAACAACGACGGCGUCUGGGACGGAGAAGGCUUCCUCAGAACGGGCGAUAUUGGUCACUUCGACGACCGAGAUCGAUUGAUCCUGACGGACCGUAAGAAGUCCCUCAUCAAGUACAAAGGCUUCCAAGUCUCUGCGGCCGAGCUCGAAGACUACCUCGUCUCGCUGCCCGAAGUCUCGGAUGCCGCCGUGGUGGGUGUCUAUUCAGAAGCUCAGGCGACCGAACUGCCGUGCGGCUUCGUCGUCCCUGCACCUGGCGUAGAUCGCACAGAAGAAAACAAGAAGAAGAUCAUCGAUACUGUCGGAGGUAGAGUCGCAUACUACAAGAAGCUGCGCGCAGGCAUCGUCUGGGUUGACGCUAUACCCAAGAAUCCAUCUGGCAAGAUUCUUCACAGGAUGCUUCGUCCUCAGUGUCCUCAGGUCGAGUAG